This is a messenger RNA of Phaedon cochleariae (mustard beetle), 1176 nucleotides long. The record is from the annotation of a GenBank genome assembly. Lineage: Eukaryota; Metazoa; Arthropoda; Insecta; Coleoptera; Chrysomelidae.
AUGUAUAAUAAUAUUGGAUGUGGAUCUACCGUUAACGAAAAGGGAGUUCAUGGUUUGAGCUGUAAAUUCAGUGCAGGUCGUUUUCCUAGACACUCUUCUGUUAAUGAUCUGAUUAGAAGAGCUUUGACAACUUCGGAUAUUCCAGCUGUUUUGGAACCUUUGGGAAUCAGUCGUGAUGACGGAAAACGCCCGGAUGGGAUGUCUCUCAUUCCAUGGAGUCACGGAAAACCUUUAGUAUGGGACUUCACAUGCGUAGAUACAGUUGCUGCUUCACAUAUCGAUUCGACAUCAAAAAUCGCCGGAGGAGCAGCAGAUUCAGCUGAAAAAAUGAAGUUGAAAAAAUAUUCUACUUUGAGAGACCAAUAUAUUUUUUAUCCUGUUGCCAUAGAAACUUACGGAUCUUUUGGCCCCAAAGCUACAGAAUUAUUCAAUCUCAUUGGAAGGAAACUCAUCCAUAAAACUGACGAUAAUAGAGCUCGAUCUUUCCUGAUUCAGCAGAAGCUUUGGUCGAACGAUCCUUCGAUCCGAGUCGUAUGUUUGGACGAUCUGAAACUUCGGAUUCAAAGGUUCGCACCUCAAUUCAGAGGCUCCUCGCAACAGGAUGCACAAGAAUUUCUUUGUUACCUGCUGGAGGGGCUGCACGAGGACGUCAACAUGGCCGUAGAUGAACCGAACCCGAACCCAAAGCCAGUACUUAUGGAAAUCGACAAAUCAUUCAGUUUUAAUGUCGACGCAAUGGAUUCGUGGUCGAGAUUCUUGAUAAUGAAUAAAUCUAAGUUCGUCGAUAAUUUUGUCGGGCAGUUGAAGUCUACUUUGAGAUGCACCUUCUGUGGAUAUUGUUCGGAGACAUUCGACCCAUUUUGGGAGUUGUCUUUACCGAUACCACAGCGAUCAGGCCAACUCAGCUUGUCACACUGCUUGGACUCGUUUACGAGUGUUGAGAUUUUAGACGGCGAGGAGAAACCAACUUGCUCGAUGUGUAGAGAGAAAAGAAAAUGUUUGAAGUCAUUAUUCAUCAACAAGUUCCCAAAAAUUUUAGUUAUACAUCUGAAACGUUUCUCGCAGACUGUAGAGUUCAGUGAGAAACUUAACACAUUUGUCGACUUCCCCUUGAUCGGCUUGGACAUAAGCCCCUAUGCAGCUGAAGAUAUCGUACCUUGUCCUUACAAUCUGUAA